Penicillium robsamsonii is the source of this 1110-nucleotide messenger RNA. RefSeq lists its product as uncharacterized. NCBI's taxonomy places the organism in Eukaryota, Fungi, Ascomycota, Eurotiomycetes, Eurotiales, Aspergillaceae. The record is from RefSeq and is a predicted model, not a curated record. Bases 1 to 1110 code for a protein of 369 amino acids. The transcript is spliced from 4 exons.
AUGAACAUGACAUCAGUCUUUGGGCCCCCACCAGAGGGGAUCAAUCUCGACGAAAAUAGAAAUGCGGAAGAUACGGCUGCUGUCGUAACUGUAUGUGCGCUUGCCAUAUUCACGAUUAGCUUCCGUCUAUUUGUGCGAUUGUAUAUGCAAGGAGUGAAGCUGGAAGCCGAUGACUGGCUGAUUGGGAUAACGGCCAUUCCAUUGGUGGCAUUACUUGCAUCAUGUAUUCUUGGUGGCACCUACGGCUUCGGUUUGCAUAUCUGGUGUGUAACAGUGUCGAACAUGAUCCUCUUUGCCUAUCUCAUUGUCUAUCUCGUCGAGCUUCUCCUCAUCAAAUUCUCCAUCCUCAUGUUCUACCGUCGAAUCUUUGGCAUGAACUGGAUGAUCUGGGCCACUCUUUUAAUAUGCUAUGGCUGGUGCAUAGGAAGCAUGAUCGCUGCCCUAUGCGCAUGUGAUCCAAUUUCAUAUUUCUGGACCGAAAUCACUGACCCUACAUCUGGCUCAUACCGAUAUAACUUCUACUAUUACUACAUUGGGAACGCGGCUGCCAACGUCAUGACGGACAUUCUGAUUCUGCUCGUCCCGAUGCCUAUUGUUUGGAAUCUCCAGAUGCGAACAAUGCAGAAGAUUGGCGUGUGCGCAGUACUUCUUCUAGGCGGAUUUGUCUGUAUCGCAAGCGGCAUUCGAAUCCACUACCUAACCUACCUCGAUGGUAACAUCGAUAUCACAUGGGCCUUGGGUAGUGUAUCCGUGUGGUCAACUGUCGAGCCAUGUGUCGGAAUCAUUUGCGCCUGUCUUCCUGUCCUCCAGCCAUUUGUCCGGUCAAUGGUCAAGAAAAUGCCCAACUUACCAGGCACCCACCAUUUCGGGGCCUCGCGUGGACUGUCUAGUUUUAUACAGAGGAUAUCUCUCCACGAUCGUGAAAACGACAAGUACGAUAUGUCAUGCAGAACGAGUCCUACCCCCUUCCACCCAGAAGAAGACCUAGAUCCUCUUACGUCGGUCAGGACUCAUGUGGAGAUAGAUCCGAAAGAGAGGAUUAGUGGAGAGGAGAAUCUGGAUCCUAUGGCUAUUCGUGUUAAACAAGUUGUGCAUUGGAGUGUUGAUUAA